AUGUCACCAUUUACGUCUGCGUUUCUCGACAAUCCUUCUUUAUUUGAUCCGAGAACGUCAGCUGGAAUGCUUAGUCAUAAAAAUCAUUCAUACUCACUUUUCGCUAUUGUAACCCACAUCGGAGAUUCCUCGGGUGCGGGACACUAUAUUAGUUAUGUUCGAAGAAAUCAGAAUAAAUGGUACAGAUGUGAUGAUCAUCAGAUUAAGGAGGUGCAUUACGGCGAUGUGGUAAUGACAGAGGCUUACCUGCUGUUUUAUCAACUUACUCAACUACGGCUGAAGUAG
Cylicostephanus goldi is the source of this 285-nucleotide messenger RNA. The record is from the annotation of a GenBank genome assembly. NCBI's taxonomy places the organism in Eukaryota, Metazoa, Nematoda, Chromadorea, Rhabditida, Strongylidae.